ACUGUGUAGAGGUAGCCAUUAUACUUCAUCUAUCUCUUAUCUCCAAUCGUUGAGCAGACAUUUUGCGUGUUUGUAACAAAAUCCGAGGUAUCCAGAGUUCGGGGAAUUCCGUUACUCACUUAUAUGUGCUGUGAAAGCUUCUAGAACAUUCGAGGGUAAACUGUCGUUUGACGAGAUACGAGACAGCAAAACUUGGUAACAACAUAAUUAGAACAUUGUAGUUGUUACCCAACGGAGCUAACAAGUGAUUGUGUCACGCAAUAUAUCUUUGGAGCUUUGUUUGAUAUUGAAUUAAGACAAAAUGACGAAGAAAGGAAAGAAGAAGAAGAAGCAGACAACAGCUGCGUCAACCUCAAAAGAGACUUUGCAAGAACAGACUUCGCAAGAACAGACUUCGCAAGGACAGUCCUCGCAGCAACAAGAGGAACAAUCCUCAGAAGCAUUAGCUAGUUCGACGCAACAAAAGAUAACCAUAGCAAAGGAACAGGAAGUAGCUGCAUCAACUUCGAAACAGACUGCUGAUGGUUCUUCAAAACAACAAAAGAAGUUGUUACCACAAGGUCAGCAACAACAAGAAUCGUUGGGCACACGUCAAGUAUCACAGGAUCAUUCACAACAACAACAACAACAACGAGGGGGCCGCCCACGACAACAAAUAUCACAAAGCGAGCCACAACCACUACAAGGAGCAUGGAGUCGUCCACGACAACAAACACCACAGAAUCUACCACAGCAACAACCACAAGAAGCAUCUAGCCAGCAACAACAACAAUCACAAGGAGCACGGAGCCAACCACAACAACAAGGAGCACGGAGCCAACCACAACAACAAGGAGCACGGAGCCAACCACAACAACAAGGAGCACGGAGCCAACCACAACAACAAGGAGCACGGAGCCAACCACAACAACAAGGAGCACGGAGCCAACCACAACAACAAGGAGCACGGAGCCAACCACAACAACAAGGAGCACGGAGCCAACCACAACAACAAGGAGCACGGAGCCAACCACAACAACAAGGAGCACGGAGCCAACCACAACAACAAGGAGCACGGAGCCAACCACAACAACAAGGAGCACGGAGCCAACCACAACAACAAGGAGCACGGAGCCAACCACAACAACAAGGAGCACGGAGCCAACCACAACAACAAGGAGCACGGAGCCAACCACAACAACAAGGAGCACGGAGCCAACCACAACAACAAGGAGCACGGAGCCAACCACAACAACAAGGAGCACGGAGCCAACCACAACAACAAGGAGCACGGAGCCAACCACAACAACAAGGAGCACGGAGCCAACCACAACAACAAGGAGCACGGAGCCAACCACAACAACAAGGAGCACGGAGCCAACCACAACAACAAGGAGCACGGAGCCAACCACAACAACAAGGAGCACGGAGCCAACCACAACAACAAGGAGCACGGAGCCAACCACAACAACAAGGAGCACGGAGCCAACCACAACAACAAGGAGCACGGAGCCAACCACAACAACAAGGAGCACGGAGCCAACCACAACAACAAGGAGCACGGAGCCAACCACAACAACAAGGAGCACGGAGCCAACCACAACAACAAGGAGCACGGAGCCAACCACAACAACAAGGAGCACGGAGCCAACCACAACAACAAGGAGCACGGAGCCAACCACAACAACAAGGAGCACGGAGCCAACCACAACAACAAGGAGCACGGAGCCAACCACAACAACAAGGAGCACGGAGCCAACCACAACAACAAGGAGCACGGAGCCAACCACAACAACAAGGAGCACGGAGCCAACCACAACAACAAGGAGCACGGAGCCAACCACAACAACAAGGAGCACGGAGCCAACCACAACAACAAGGAGCACGGAGCCAACCACAACAACAAGGAGCACGGAGCCAACCACAACAACAAGGAGCACGGAGCCAACCACAACAACAAGGAGCACGGAGCCAACCACAACAACAACCACAAGAAACACGGGGCCAACAACAACAAUCACAAGAAGCAUGGAGCCAACCACAACAACAAGGAGCAUGGGGUCGCCCACGACAACAAAUACCACAAAGUGAACCACAACAACUACAAGGAGCAUCUAGCCAACAACAACAACAAUCACAAGGAGCAUGGAGCCGACUACCACAACAACAGCAACCACAAGGAGCAUGGGGCCCACAACAAACAGCUUGGGAACAACAGCAACACAGAGCACCAACUUUACCUCAACAGCAGCAAAAAGCUUCAAUUGGUACUGGUGCUGCUGGUGAUCAUCGACAAGUACAGACAAGUGGUGUGCACCGAGAACAACCAUCAACAAGUACUCUUGAUGUAUCUAAGCUUGCUUUGACAGAUCCAUUCCACAAAGAAAAGACUGAAAAGGCAAAAAUGUCAUCUGAACAAUUGAAAGUAUAUCAUAACAUGAUACCAAAGAGAAAAAAUCCACUAUGUGGUGGGACAAUAGGGGACAACAUUUCUGUGUUUACAAAUAUGUUCCAAAUUAUAUUCAGCGAUAAGUUUGUAACCAAUGCAGUUCAUUAUGAUAUUAAUAUUCGUCCUCUUGAUGAAAAGCCCAAGAAAACAGAAACCAAGAAAGAAACCAGACUUCCUAAGAUUUUAUGUAGAAAUAUUUUUGAACAAUGUAGAAAUAAACAUUUUAGCGAGAGAUUUCCAGCUUAUGAUGGGAAUAAAAAUGCAUAUAGCGCAAAUGAGCUUCCUUUCCCCAAUGAAAAGGAAGAUGUCUUCUGGUUUGAAAAUGAGAAGAACCAAAAGAAACAAUAUAAAAUUAACCUGAGGAAAGUGGCUCAUAUUGAUCUUAGUUGGAUAAAAAAUUUGAGACCUGGUCUUGCAGAAAAUAAAGAUCGAACCGCUUUACAAGUCUUGGAUAUAAUCAUGCGUCAUGCACCAGAAUCGAGAUUUACUAAUGUUGGAAGAUCACUUUACUGGGAUGUGGAAGAUAAACUUAAUAAAAUUGAUAAAAUUGAUGAAAGUGAGCUACUAGGUGAUGGCUUAUUUCUAGUACACGGUGGAUUUCUCUCUGGUGUACUUGGGUGGAAACCAUAUCUAAAUGUAGAUGUUGCUCAUAAAGGAUUUACCAUGAAUCAAAGAGUACUUCAAUACAUAACUGAACUUACAAAGAUUGGGGAAGAAAAGCUUUCUCAUAGUGAUAUAAUAAAAAAUAAAGACAAGAUACUAGGUUUUUUGAAAGGCUUAAAAGUGACUUAUGAAAUACCUAACAUAUCAAAAUCGAAACGUACGUACCGUGUACUCGAUUUGUGGCCCGAUAGUUGUAACUCACAUACGUUUAUAUCAUCCGAUGUAUCUUACUCAAUAACAACAUAUUUUCGGGUCAUAAAGGGAUAUAGCAUAAGAAAACCUGAUUUGCCUACUCUUCAUGUGGGCAAGACUUCCAACGGAGACAAAAUCUUAGUCCCUCUUGAAUUAUGCAGCAUUGUGGGUGGUCAGGCCUUUAAUAAAAAAUUAAAUGAAACCCAAACCAGAAAUAUGAUUCGAGUAGCAGCAACGAGUGCGUCUCAACGUAAACAGAACAUAGAAGCAGCGUUCAAAAAACUGGAAAUAAAUCGUAGUCCUGUCAUGAAAAAAGAGUUCAAUGUAUCUGUAAGUACAGAAAUGCAAAAGGUUGAUGCCAGAGUUUUGCCUCCUCCUACAUUGAAAUAUGCUAAAGACUCAACGUUAGUAAAAAAAGGAGUAUGGAAUUUGCACGAGUUUAAUCAAGCCAAACAUUUGGGAUUUAACUCGUGGACUAUUCUUAACUUAACUGGAAUAACUGAUCCUCAAAUAUGGGAAUUUGUAAAAAAAUUACAAGACACUGCAAGAACCUUUGGUAUGACAAUUAAUAACCCUGAAAGUCCAUUUAAAACAAUCAAUAAACAGAAUACAAAUGGUAUCACAACUUACUUCAAUCAUCAGAAACAUUUACAAUUGAUAAUGGUUAUCAUACCAGAUUUUACAGACCCAAUAUAUGGAUGUGUAAAAAAAAUUAGCGAAAUGGACGUAGGUGUUUUGACACAGUGUAUAAAAAAAAAAAAUGUGGAAAUGAGAAAUAAAUAUAAUGCUACUGCUACAAUAACAAAUCUUUUACAAAAAAUAAACUCAAAAUUAAAUGGCAUCAAUCAUAUAUUGGAUAACAUGCCAUCAUGUUUAAGAAACUGUUCUUGCAUGCUUGUUGGUGCCGAUGUAACUCAUCCGGCUCCUGAUUCUAAAAAUGUACCAUCUAUAGCGGCGGUUGCUGCAAGUAGAAAUAAUUCAGCUUUCCAGUAUAGUGUUACACUCAGACUUCAACCACCUAAAGAAGAAAUGAUUUUAGAUCUUGAAGCAAUAAUAUUAUCACAACUUAAUAUCUAUUAUCAGGGAACAAAGAUUUCACCGCAAAGACUCAUCUAUUACCGAGACGGAGUUAGCGAGGGACAACUUCCUCAAGUUAUGUUUUAUGAAAUAAAUGCUAUUAAAAAUGCAAUUAAAGCAUUUAAUAAAGGUAAUAUUGAAGUUACCUGCAUGAUUGUUCAGAAGAGACAUCAUGUGCGUCUCUUUCCCACAAAUAAAUAUCAAACAGAUGACAGAAACUGUAACGUGAGAGCGGGUACAAUUGUCGAUAAAACUAUUACGCAUCCAGAUCAUAUUGAUUUUUAUCUCGUAUCACAUGCGAGUAUUCAGGGUACAGCGAGGCCUACAAAAUACAGAUGCAUAUGCAACGAUUCUCAAUUUAACGAAGAUCAGCUUGAGGAAAUGACUUAUUUUCUUUGCCAUAUGUAUGCCCGCUGUACAAGAUCAGUAAGCUAUCCGGCACCAACGUAUUAUGCUCAUUUAGCAGCUUUUCGCGGAAGAAUCUUGUUACAAACGAAAUCAAACAUUAAUUUGGCUGAUUUAGAAAGGGAACAGAGAGAUUUUCAAAUAAAGAUGGCAGCAUCGCCAAUGUAUUUCGUUUAAGGAUAUAUUAUUUAGAUUUCUAUGUGAUGACCUCUUGAUAGUUGAGAUAUGGCAGUUAAUUUUAUUUCCUUUGGGCAAUAAUUGUAUUGAAUAGAUUAUCUUAUUGCAGAGUUCGGCACGCAAUGCAUUUUUCGAUCGAUUUUCAGCUUGAUGUGUACAGGUUAGUGAGGUAAGGGACGGGAAACUAAGCUGAAAAUCGACCGAAAAGUGUAUCGUGUAUGUUUUAAUAUAUACCGAGCCCUGUUUUAAUAUAUAAAUUAAACAUAGUUUCUAUUAAUUAGUGAUAAUGUAAUAAACCUUGCAGUCCGUUUCAUCAGGGCGAGGAGCCUGAUACUUCUAAGUAUCAGGCUGUUCCUCGCCCUGUUUCAGUUAUGUUGAGGAAAAAUAUAAUACAACAAAAAGAAAAAAAGGUUUAGGAUAAACGGUGUAGGACUGUGUUAAAAUAUGUUA
Messenger RNA from Trachymyrmex septentrionalis, 5392 nucleotides. It is a transcript of the gene AGO2, whose product is annotated as protein argonaute-3-like. NCBI's taxonomy places the organism in Eukaryota, Metazoa, Arthropoda, Insecta, Hymenoptera, Formicidae. Gene Ontology annotation, molecular function: protein binding; RNA binding. The coding region runs from base 302 to 4942 and encodes 1546 amino acids. The record is from RefSeq and is a predicted model, not a curated record. The transcript is spliced from 18 exons.